Messenger RNA from Dicentrarchus labrax (European seabass), 731 nucleotides. RefSeq names its product mitochondrial ribosomal protein L58 (gene mrpl58). Gene Ontology annotation, biological process: mitochondrial translational termination. Lineage: Eukaryota; Metazoa; Chordata; Actinopteri; Moronidae. The transcript has 6 exons. Gene Ontology annotation, cellular component: mitochondrial large ribosomal subunit. The coding region runs from base 41 to 625 and encodes 194 amino acids. Gene Ontology annotation, molecular function: translation release factor activity. The record is from RefSeq and is a predicted model, not a curated record.
GCAGCUACAUCACGUGGGACGUUAGCGACGUCAGUCCAACAUGGCGGCACACAUAGCACGAUAUUCUUAUUUACUUUGUCGCAGCGCAGGAGUAAACGUGAUACCGCAGUAUGUAAAAACAAGGAGCGUUUUAAUAAGAGACAUUAAUAACACUUUACAGCCAAGUGUUGGUUACGGGACACGAGGACCGGACACCAUACAGGAAGCUCAAGUGCACAUCCCAGUAGAGCGUCUGACAGUAUCUUACAGCCGAAGUGGUGGUCCUGGUGGUCAGCACGUCAAUAAAGUCAACACAAAAACAGAGGUCCGGUUCCAUGUGCAUACAGCAGACUGGAUCCCAGAAGAUGUUCGACGGAAGAUUUUCGAAAAGAACAAAAAACGCAUCAAUAAGGCCGGCGAGCUGCUGGUGACCUCAGAGCUGAGCAGGAGUCAGCAGAGAAACCUUUCUGAUUGUAUCCAGAAGAUUUCUGCCAUCAUAGCGGAGGCCAGCGAGAAGCCACAUGAACCUACAGCAGAGGACAUAGCUCUCCGGGCACAAAGGUUAGAGAAGAGGAACAAGGAGCGACUCAACCAGAAGAAGAUCCAUUCAGCUAUCAAGAAGAGCAGACGAGGGGAUUUUGACUGACUGUUGUUUUUACCUCCCACCAUUGUGUUGUCAAUAACUACAUAUCAUUUAGUCCAGGGUUUAUUAUUUUGUCUUUACUUUUCUGUAAAUAAAAACUAAGUUGCAA